Molecule: messenger RNA, 726 nt
Organism: Fukomys damarensis (Damara mole-rat)
Lineage: Eukaryota; Metazoa; Chordata; Mammalia; Rodentia; Bathyergidae
Product: oocyte-secreted protein 1-like
Exons: 5
Coding region: 22-531 (169 amino acids)
Source: RefSeq, a predicted model, not a curated record
GGCGCUGCCCUGAGCUCUGACAUGGAGGAUUUCCUGGAGUUUGGAAAGCUGCUGCUUCUUUUUUCUCUGAUUGGGACUUGCUCUUUGGACUUGGGAGAGCAGCCAGUCUAUGUACGAUGCAGCCCCACUUGGUUCCUCGCCAGAGUCAAGCAAAAUGCAUUUGACAGUGACAUCCCAAUGGCCCCUGAAGAAGUGUAUCUAGGGCGUACCUGUCCUGUAAGCUCUGUACAUCCCGGAUUCUACCAGUUUCUGUACCACACCAAUCAGUGUGAGAUCAGGACUGAGGUUCUUCCAGAGGAUCUGCUCCUUUUCGAGUCUGAAAUCUUCUUUGUAUCAAUGCUGUCAGACGUUUACGCAACAAUACCCGUGGUCUGCAUUGUGCCCCGCCAUCCAGCUGCUAUCAAAAACAAAGAACGCAACGCCUGUGAAGAGAAUGUCUCCUCGGAGAGCUCCUGGGAGAGCUCCUCGGAGAGCUCCUCGGAGAGCUCAGGAAGAGCCCUGUACACUUUGCAGAGGCAACUGCAAACUUGAGAGCAAACUCCCUGCUCCAGUGCUUCUCCACUGCUCUUUCUCCACCUGAGUUUUCAGAAGCGGAAAUAAUGCCCAGAAAUUGUGGCUGCUGCCGCUGGACAUGUUAGAAGCUGUGCCUAAGGAUCCUGCCUAUCUUACAUUUUAAAAUGUUUUAAACGACUUGAUUUUUAAUGAAAUGGCUCUUUAUACUUUCCU